UGCACAGGGUGUUCUUUCACAGGUUGCAUCAGCUUCGUGUUCUCAAAUAUUCCUCUUUAAUUCGACGUUUCUUUGCUACUACAUCAGCUAAGAUGGUACUGGACCUUGAUCUGUUUAGGGUAGAUAAAGGGGGCAACCCGGAUAAAAUACGGGAGAACCAAAGUAAACGGUAUUCCGACGCGACUUUAGUCGAUCAAGUCGUAGAAGCCGAUUCUCAAUGGAGAAAAAUACGAUUUUCUUUGGACAACUGGAAUAAACUGCGAAACCUCUGCAGCAAGCAAAUUGGUGAGAAAAUGAAGAACAAAGAACCAGUUGGAGAUGAUGAUACACUUCCAAAAGAGAUUUUAGACAAACUUGAGUCUCUUACUCCUGAUGAAAUGCAGAAAUUAACAGUCAGUCAAAUCAAAAAUGUUCGCACAUUAGUGGAUAAAGGAAUGGAGACUUGUAAUAAUGAAGUGACAAGACUAGAAAAACAACGCAAAGAAAUGCUGUUUGAAGUUGGCAACCUCCUUCAUGAAUCUGUCCAUAUAAGCAACGAUGAGGAUGAAAAUCCAGUAGAAAAAACUUUUGGGAACUCUGAUGUACGUAAGAAGUAUUCUCAUGUCGAUCUUGCAUUAAUGAUAGAUGGAGUAGAUACAGACAGAGGUGCUGCUGUUGCUGGAGGAAGGGGCUAUUUUCUUAAGGGGCCUCUGGUAUUUCUUGAACAUGCUUUGAUUCAACAUGCAACAAGAAUGCUGUAUGAAAAGGGCUUUGUGCCAAUUAUGACCCCUUAUUUCAUGCGCAAAGAAGUUAUGCAGGAAGUGGCCCAGCUAAGUCAGUUUGAUGAGGAGUUAUAUAAGGUUGUAGGCAAGGGUGCUGAUGAGGCUGGUUAUGAAGAAAAAUAUCUAAUAGCUACAAGUGAACAGCCAAUUGCUGCUUAUCAUCGUGGUGAGUGGAUGGACAAGAAUGAUUUGCCAAAGAAAUAUGCUGGAUUCUCUUCAUGUUUUAGACAAGAAGUUGGCGCUCAUGGGCGUGACACCCGUGGUAUUUUUAGAGUACAUCAGUUUGAAAAAGUUGAGCAGUUUGUGAUUUGUUCCCCUCAUGACAACAUUUCAUGGGAAAUGUUUGAUAGUAUGGUCAAGAAUGCUGAAGAAUUUACACAAUCUCUUGGUAUUCCCUACAGAGUUGUCAAUAUUGUUUCUGGAGCACUCAAUAAUGCUGCAGCUAAGAAGCUUGAUCUAGAGGCUUGGUUUCCGGGUAGUGGUGCAUUCAGAGAGUUGGUGUCUUGUUCUAACUGUACAGACUAUCAAGCCAGACGGUUACAAGUACGCUAUGGCCAGACAAAGAAGAUGGGAGCAAGUACUGAGUAUGUGCACAUGCUGAAUGCUACAAUGUGUGCUGUUUCACGUGUUAUUUGUGCCAUACUUGAAAACUUCCAGGAAGAGGAAGGGAUAGCUAUCCCAAAAGCCCUUCAUCCUUACGUUCCCCAGGACCUGCAUUUCAUGAAAUUUGUGAAACCUGCUCCUAUAGAUGAGAAACCAGAAGCAAAGAAACACAAAAAGAAAGGGAAAUCUAAAGUGGCAAAUGCUGCUAAUGAGUCAGGCUGUCUUGACACUAAAAUGCAAUCUUUAAAUGUGGAAAAGUAAUGCUUUGUGAUGACAUAGACUUGCUCUAAAUUAAAUUAGAUUUGAGUCCGACUUUCAUGAAUUUUAUGAUAGAAAAUCUAAGAUGAAUAAAAGAUGUUUCAGUGGCUUUGAAAUAGGUUUUUGUGGUCUGAGUGCAACACUUGACACAAUUUUAUUUGAAAAGAUAAUAGAUUGCCUAAUUUGUUUUUUUCUGAGGUUGAGGUUCUGCUUUGCAGUGCAUUGUGUGACUGUUUGAGGGGUCAUGUUCCAAUGGUGUCUAUUUCGUCUCCUAAAACAAUCCUACAAUGCACUGCAAUACCAACUCGACCAGGUUUUUCUCCUCAACCUUGCAAUGGCUAAUUCAAGAGGACUUUCAUAAUGCUAUUUUCUAAGAUUAAACCAAAGCUGGAUUAUAUCUUGUAGCUAUUUGUAGUUUUGAUAACCAAACAUGAAUUAGCAUUUUCAUUUGAAAAACUGUGCCAGAAGACUAGAAAAAAGAAAAGAUAAUGCAACAUAAAACAAAAAAAAAAGGUUCUGGGAGUGCUUUAUUCUGCCUCCGAUACCAUCAUUCAGUCAUGCCUGGUUUUUCCACUUGACAAACUUCUAUCAAUCUUGGGAAGUUGAUAAAAUUUGACAUGAACUUAGCUAUAUUAUGGGCAGAUCAGCAAAUUUUAAUAUGGGCAAUAUGGGCCUUAUCACGUGGCAGCCAUGUUGGAUUGAACAAUAGAUUCCACCAGAGAGCGCUUGAGAAUUAAUUUAUGCUGGGCAACAGUGGCAUAACCAGGGAUCUUGCAGGGGAGGUGCAUAGGCAAUGAUUUGCAGAACCAAAAAAAAAAAAAAACCAGAAUGCUACAAUAUGCAGAUGGAAAGUGGUCUUCAUUUAAUCAAAGGAGAAAAAGGAGAUAGAUGAGUGGACUCUAAGCUUUCAUGGGGGGUGCACAUGCACCCUGUGUUCCCACUUGGUUAUGGCCCUGGAAAACAAAGGUUUUUAUUUUCAUUAGAAUAAUCAUGGCUGCCGUGUGAUAAAGGUCCAUUCUAGAGUGAUUUCACUUGGCAUGUGAAACAAAGUUGUAUUAUUUAGUGACUAACAGUCCAAGUAAAACAAAAACAAUGGAAUUUUUGUCUACUGUGUUAAUGUUGACUAUUCUUUCAUGAGCAAAGUAAAAUCACCAUGUUGAAACCAAUUGAUUCCAAGCUAGGAAAAGCUGUAAAAUUCACUGUAAAAAUUGAGCAUAUCUCUGAUCUCACAACCAUGAAAUUUCUUCCAUUAAAAUGGGUCUUACUUGCA
Messenger RNA from Actinia tenebrosa (Australian red waratah sea anemone), 2892 nucleotides. RefSeq names its product serine--tRNA ligase, cytoplasmic. Gene Ontology annotation, biological process: seryl-tRNA aminoacylation. Lineage: Eukaryota; Metazoa; Cnidaria; Anthozoa; Actiniaria; Actiniidae. Gene Ontology annotation, molecular function: ATP binding; serine-tRNA ligase activity. The record is from RefSeq and is a predicted model, not a curated record.